AUGGCUGCACUGAGUUGUCUUUUGGACAGUGUUAGAAGGGACAUCAAGAAGGUGGACAGAGAACUGAGGCAGCUGAGAUGUAUCGACGAGCUCAGCGCUCGGUGCCUGUGCGACCUGUACAUGCACCCCUACUGCUGCUGCGACCUGCACCCCUACCCCUACUGCCUGUGCUACUCAAAGCGGUCACGCUCCUGCGGCCUGUGCGACCUCUACCCGUGCUGCCUGUGUGACGUUAAGCUUUACUGUCUCCGCCCGUCUCUCAGAAGUUUGGAGAGGAAAGCCAUUCGAGCCAUAGAGGACGAGAAGAGAGAGCUCGCCAAACUGAGAAGAACAACAAAUAGAAUUCUGGCCUCCUCUUGCUGCAGUAGUAACAUUUUAGGAUCGGUGAACGUGUGCGGCUUCGAACCGGAUCAAGUCAAGGUUCGCGUGAAGGACGGAAAGGUGUGUGUGUCGGCCGAGCGCGAGAACAGAUACGACUGCCUGGGGUCGAAGAAAUACAGCUACAUGAACAUCUGCAAAGAGUUCAGCUUGCCCCCGUGCGUGGACGAGAAGGACGUGACGUAUUCCUACGGGCUCGGCAGCUGCGUCAAGAUCGAGUCUCCCUGCUACCCUUGCACGUCUCCCUGUAACCCCUGCAGCCCCUGCAGCCCCUGCAACCCCUGCAGCCCCUGCAACCCCUGCAACCCCUGUAACCCCUGUGACCCCUGUAACCCCUGUUAUCCUUGUGGGAGCCGGUUUUCCUGUAGGAAGAUGAUCUUGUAA
This is a messenger RNA of Rangifer tarandus platyrhynchus (Svalbard reindeer), 762 nucleotides long. NCBI's taxonomy places the organism in Eukaryota, Metazoa, Chordata, Mammalia, Artiodactyla, Cervidae. The record is from the annotation of a GenBank genome assembly.